GCUGCUCCAGAUUGGUGGAACAUGGCGGCGUGCUGGAGGCUCCUGAGCCGGAGUGUGUCAGUGCUCGGUCAUGGACAUGUGUGCAGGAAUGUCCUCCUCAGUCAGACCAGGGAGAAGAAGAGGUGGAUGAAGGCUUACACGCUCAUCAUGGAGAGGAAGAGGAGGAUAGAGGGAGAGCCGGAGCCGAAGCCGCGCUCCCAGCAGCCUAACUGGGACUACCACGCUGAGGUUGAAGCUUUUAGCGCACGGCUGAAGGAGAGUUUCUCACUGGAGCUGCUGAAGACGGCUUUUGUGAACCCCUGCUACCUGCGCGGUGAGGAGGAGAGGCGGCGGACACUGGGCCUGGACGCCGAAGGUGCUGCUCUGAACCUCAGAGACAACACUGAGCUGAGAGAACACGGCCAGCAGUUCACACUGAGUUUCCUCAGAGACUGGUGCAAGAGCAAUCUCCCUAACCUGCCCGAGGCAGGGGUUACAGCCAUUGUGGGUCACUUGACGGGGUCCGAGGUUAUGUGUCAUGUGGCACGGAACCUGGCAGUGGAGGAACUGGCAAUGACCGCCGAGUUUCCUGUUCCAGACAACAUCCUUCAGGGAACAUUCUUUGCUGUGAUUGGUGCUCUGGAGCAGAGCAGUGGAGCUGAGAGGGCGGGGCUUUUUGUCAGGGAUUUCCUGGUGACCCAGCUGAUAGGGAAGGACCUGUUCGAUAUGUGGAAGGUGGUGAACCCUAUGGGGCUGCUGGUGGAGGAGCUGACCCGUAGAGGAAUGGCCCUCCCUGAACCGCGGCUCAUCCAGUCCGCCGGGGCCAGCACUGUCCUUCCACUUUACUUCGUUGGCCUUUACAGCGAUCGAAAGCUGCUGGCUCAGGGCCCUGGCGAGACUCUACUGGCUGCAGAGGAGGAGGCAGCACGUGUGGCUCUGAGGAAACUUUUUGGCUACACGGAAACCCGCAAACCCUUUGACUUCUCCCCUCCCCAAGAGAAGCCCCAAACAGCGGCCUCCCGGGCAGUCGCCAGUGGAUAACGCACUCUUUGAUCUCCUUGUUCUCCACCUGGCAUGUGCUUUCUUCUCUCUUCACCAAAAAUGCAACUUUGGCCACUUCUAGAAGAGCAGAGUUAUGCUUACAAGAACAUCAGUAGACAUCCAGUGUCUCUCCUUGUUUCUCACACCUUCCUUCAUUAAUUUCAGUGUGGAAGACGUUGUGUAAGAUAUUGAUUCCUUCAGCAGCCACAGAAGUUGCACACUGUACUCUUACUGCUUUGGUCAUUAAAAAAGUCUGCACCCGUAUUUUUAACAGA
Messenger RNA from Colossoma macropomum (tambaqui), 1295 nucleotides. RefSeq names its product mitochondrial ribosomal protein L44 (gene mrpl44). The record is from RefSeq and is a predicted model, not a curated record. Gene Ontology annotation, cellular component: nucleus. The coding region runs from base 22 to 1020 and encodes 332 amino acids. Gene Ontology annotation, biological process: rRNA processing; primary miRNA processing; regulation of gene expression. Gene Ontology annotation, molecular function: ribonuclease III activity; double-stranded RNA binding. The transcript is spliced from 5 exons. Lineage: Eukaryota; Metazoa; Chordata; Actinopteri; Characiformes; Serrasalmidae.